Molecule: messenger RNA, 1122 nt
Organism: Stomoxys calcitrans (stable fly)
Lineage: Eukaryota; Metazoa; Arthropoda; Insecta; Diptera; Muscidae
Exons: 3
Coding region: 59-1078 (339 amino acids)
Source: RefSeq, a predicted model, not a curated record
AACUGAACUCAAACACUUACGGUUAUUUGUAAAGACCAGACCCUAUCAGAAUCCUGAUAUGUCAGAUUUCAUUGAACGUUCGGGCAUGUUGAAAAAGGAGUCGACACUGUACCAAAACCUACUGAAUGAAUUGAAAAGGUUGACUCCUAAUAUCUGGUGUGCCCAGUGUUAUCUGGUGAAGGAAGAUCUUUUUGUUAUGCAAAAUAUUAUAGAUCUAGGCUAUGAGCCACUCAAAGAUUCAUCAGUGUUUCUGACUAAACCUCAGAUAGGUUCAAUACUCAAAGGAUUGGCCAGCAUGCACGCCUGCAGUGUGGGAUAUGAGCAAAAAAAUAACCUGAAGAUUGGAGAAAAGCUAAAGGAUGUGUUGUAUGAGGUGACAGUUUCGCCAAAGGUUGUAUGGUAUACAGCAGGUAUAAAGGCCGUUUUGGCAGUGGCCCUCAAACACCCCCUCUAUCAGGCUGAACCUUUGCAAAACUUCAUCAAAUCACGUUUGCCUGCUAUUUUGGAUACAGUCUACGAAAUGGUGAAUCCCUCCAACAAAUACCACAAUGUUUUCUGUCAUCGAGACGUUUGGGGUGGUAAUGUGUUCUUUGCCAAAGAUCAACCAUACGAGAAAGGCGCAGCCUUUGUGGACUUUCAAUUAUGUCGCUACUCACCGGCAGCCAUAGAUGUACUUAUGACUCUCUACAUUAAUGUUCGUCCCCAGGAUCGUAGGGCUAUGGAAAAUGAAUGUCAUGAGUUGUACUAUCAGCAGUUCUCGGAUGAGUUGACUCAGAUGUCCUUGAAGGCCUCGGAUUUCAUGUCAUACGAGCAAUUCAAAAACUCCCUCAAUGACUUGGCUCUAUUUGGUGCCUUGUACAAUUGUAUAGCGGCCACAAUUCUACGAGUACCCGGUGACUAUUUGAAGGAUAUGAAAUUAAAUCGUCCAGAUGAUUUCCAUCGUUACACUAAUGUGGAUCGUACUGAUGAAGUAUUGGAAUUAGUAAAAAUCGAUGCAAAGUUUAGAGAUUAUAUGCUGGAAUGCAUAGAUGAUAUGAUGGAAUUGAUACUAAAGGACUACUAUUACAAAAGCAAAUAAAGUGUAUGCCAAACAUUCUAUGGGUGGUUAUAUGUAAAAAUUCA